Messenger RNA from Eupeodes corollae, 4592 nucleotides. It is a transcript of the gene Rab3, whose product is annotated as ras-related protein Rab-3. The transcript has 6 exons. Gene Ontology annotation, biological process: regulation of exocytosis; protein localization to plasma membrane; protein secretion. The coding region runs from base 598 to 1260 and encodes 220 amino acids. The record is from RefSeq and is a predicted model, not a curated record. Lineage: Eukaryota; Metazoa; Arthropoda; Insecta; Diptera; Syrphidae. Gene Ontology annotation, molecular function: GTPase activity; GTP binding. Gene Ontology annotation, cellular component: plasma membrane; endosome; synaptic vesicle.
CCACAACUUCUAACUGUACAAUUCAGCAACAUCGAUUUUCAACGAAACGACGAUAAGACUUGCGUGUGCUCGUGUAUAGUGUCGUCGACAAAAUAGAAAGAAAAUUUCAACAUUCAACUAAAAAAAAGAAACAGAACAAAUAACUCCUGGAAAAAAUUUCAAAAAAAAGCUAAACUUGUUCCCUUUCGAGUCCUUAGACAGUUUUAAAAAAUCCUUACCCUAGUCAGGAUAUUCGUUCGUGUUAAUAAUCAUCGUCGUCGACCAGAAAAAAAAAUUGGAACAAACUCAGCUCAGUGUUGACACAAAAAGGAUACACACUUAACUUUAGUAUUAUACAAUAUCUCCCUAAAAUAGAAUUAGUUCCUGUUCCUGGUUAUUAAAACUUUGUUAACUUCGAAACUUACGGGCACUUCUUAAAAAAGACACCCACAUCAUCUUCAACGGAAUCAAAAGAAGAAACUUCAAACUCUGACCAUUUCCAGCAGCUGUGGAUUUGAAGUUAAGUUGAAUUUGAAAUUAAAGUUGAAGUUGCAGCUGACAGCCAAGGCCGACAUUAAAAUUAAAGAGGAUACACAAGUUUUGCUGAUUUGUUAAACAAUGGCUGGUGGUGGUGAUCCAAAAUGGCAAAAAGAUGCUGCCGAUCAGAAUUUCGAUUACAUGUUCAAAUUGCUUAUAAUUGGAAACUCAAGCGUGGGCAAAACAAGCUUCCUGUUUCGUUAUGCAGAUGAUUCAUUCACAUCGGCCUUCGUAUCAACAGUUGGAAUCGAUUUUAAAGUGAAAACAGUAUUUCGUCAUGAUAAACGAGUUAAAUUACAAAUAUGGGAUACCGCUGGACAAGAAAGAUACAGAACAAUAACAACCGCCUAUUACCGUGGUGCGAUGGGAUUCAUUCUUAUGUACGAUGUUACGAACGAAGAUAGUUUUAAUUCCGUGCAGGAUUGGGUAACUCAAAUAAAAACUUAUUCCUGGGAUAACGCACAAGUAAUUUUAGUCGGUAACAAAUGUGACAUGGAAGAUCAACGUGUUAUUUCAUUUGAACGUGGCCGACAACUAGCCGAUCAAUUAGGUGUUGAAUUUUUCGAGACAUCCGCCAAAGAGAAUGUCAAUGUUAAGGCUGUAUUCGAACGACUUGUCGACAUAAUAUGUGACAAAAUGUCUGAAAGUCUAGACUCAGAUCCAACGUUAGUGGGUGGUGGUGCGAAAGGCCAGAGACUAACAGAUCAACCUCAAGGAACACCUACUUCUAAUUGCAAUUGUUAAAAAAUAAAUCAUACUUGUAUACAUAAAUAAAUAAACAAAAAAUAAUAAGAAAUAAUAAUAAAAAAAUAUAUAAAUAUAUUGUCUUUUAAUUUAACAAAAAAAAAAUAAAAAAAGAAAAAGUUGUAAUUUAUUUUUAGUGUUAAUUCAUUAUAUUAAAAAAUACAAAAAUCUACACAUACAAAGAAAAAGAAUACAUUAUACAUAUAUGCAUUAUUUAUUAAACCAAAACAAAAACAAAUUAUAACAAAUAAAAUAUUCAAUUGUAAUGAAAGAGUUUAACAAAAAAAUAAACAAACGAAAGUGGGAAGCAAAACAAAUUUAAGAAAAUUAAAGAAAAGAAAGAAACAAGAAUAAACACACAAUAACACUAAUUUUAAGUUUAAUCUAAAAUUUUUAAUGAUUUUUUUCUACUAUACAUACCAUGCAAUUGAAAUAGAAAGUUGUAUUUUGUGCGAAAUAAAUAAUAAAAUAAACAACAACAACAAUUUUACAAUUUAGCUAUACUAAUUAUAUUAAAAACCAUCUCUAUAAACAAAAUAUCUUUUUUCUAUUAUUCUUCUGCACUCGAUUAUAUAUUUUACAAAACAAAAAAAAAACAGAAAUCUAUAAACAAUAAAAUUACCAAAAAAUAGAAAAACAUUUCUCAAAAAUUCAAAAAACACCACCAUUGCAAUCAAUCAAGGACAUGAACCAUAAAAGUAUAUAUCGACAUUCUCUAUGACCACCAACCCGGAUUAUCUAUUUUCUAAGUUUUUAAUUAUUUAAGUUUUAAACAAAGACAAAAGCAAAACAGAGGAGUAAACGUUUUUAAAUUAAAUUAGCAUAAAAAAAAACAUACAUAGCAAAAGUUAUAAAAUUUGUUUGCAUAAAGAAGAUAUAUACAUAAAUACAUACAUACAUUAAAAUAUAUUUAAAUCGCAGUUCAUUUUUUAUUAAUAAUAAGAAAAUUAAAUAAAAAUUAAAGACAAACAUAAAAAUAUAAUAAAAUAUAUAUAUCUUGUAUAAAUGUGUUUUAAGCUAAAAUAAUAAUAAAAAUAAAACAAAUAUAUAAAAUAAAAUGAGUUAUUUAAAAAAACAACCAUACUAUCAUCUUGUAUUAGAAAAUGUUAUUGAUUUAAAAUUAUAAAAACAAACAAAAAAUAAUUAAAUAAAAUUGUAGGUAGAAUUUGGUGUGGAAAUGUUAAAAACAAAAAAGUAAGCUAAUUUUUAAGAAAAAUAUCAAAAUGCAAAAAAAAAAAAUAAAAAAUACUAUAUUAUACUUAUAGUAGACAAUAACAACAACAAAAGGAAAAAUAAUUUACAGAAAUUUAGUUUUAUUUUUAGUUUAAUUUAUUUAUAAAAUUACGAUUAUUCCAGUUUACACAAAAUGAAAAUAGACAAAUAUUUAAAAGAAAAAACAUUUAAAAUAGUUAAUAAAUAAAUUAUUGUGAAAUAUUUCAAAACGAAGCUGUAGAAGUUUUUCUUUAAAUUCAGGAAUGGAAUUUUUUAAAUAUUUCAAAACUAAGCGAAGAAAUUUUUUUUUUUAAUUCAGGAAUGGAAUUUUUAUAAUUUUUAUUAAGAAAUACAGCAAAGCUGUACUUUUGGGUUUCUAAAUCAAAAAGUUUUGCACAUCUUCAACAAUUUGUAGGUGUUCGAGGAUAAUGCAAAAAGUCUGAUAUGGCUCUGAUGGUCUUAAGUUACCUAUGUUCUUCUAGCUUACGAACUUAGGUAUAAAUUAUUCAUUGUUUUUUAAUGAACUUGUCGUUGAUAAAUUAAGUUAAUGUUAUAUCGGAGCAUAAUGUAUCUAGUUAUUUGCUUUUGAAACCACUUAUAUUUCUGUAUUUCUGCAAGAAGAUGCCCUCACAUUUCUUGCAAGCGUAUCUUCAUUUGCAGUGAAUUGUAAGAAACUGCACAAAAUGUUGUUUCAAAAUUAUUACGAGUGAGACCAAAAUAUUUUGCCUUGGUCGAACGUAAUUCUUAGCAUUCAAAGAAAUUCUAAGUAAAGUUUUUCCAAAGGCAUAAAUCUACCGAGAAAUAAAUUCCUCUUAAACAAAGAUCAUUCAAUUUUGAUGGACAUUUUAUCCGAUAUCAUCUAAUUCCGUUUCAAAUUUUUACGGUCAGCGAAACAUUUUGAGGGAAAACUUGAUUAACCAAUAACCAUAAAAAGAUGAAUUCUUUAACGGUUAGCAAUGUUACACAACAUCCAGGUUCAGUGACUAUGAUUCUUAAAUUCAGAAACUUAAAGUUUAUGUGUGUUAGAAGAUGCGAAGCUUCAGAAACUGUAACCAUUGUGAAUAUCUAGACAUUGUCUCACUUAAAUUUGAUUCACCAUAAAAAGAUGAAAAGGUGAAUUCUUUAACGAUUAGCAAUGUUACACAACUUUCAGGUUUAGUGACUAUGAUUCUUAAAUUCAGACACUUAAAGUUUAUGUGUGUUAGAAGAUGCAAAGCUUCAGAAAUUGUAACCAGUAAGAACAUCUAGAUAAUGUUUGACUUAAUUUGUAAAGCUAUCAAAUCACUAAUUUUGUCAAUAUUUUCACGACUUACUUGAGCCGAAGAAAAUUUUAACAAUUAGUGCAGAAAUAGAAAUUAGACAGGAGUUCAGAACGUCUGCUAACAUCUGCAUGGUGUUCUGCAUCCAUAUUGUUCCAUCAAAGAAAAAGAGCAGCCUUUGUUUUUUGUCUCAGAAAAUUUAUUUUUCGAAAUAUCAGUGAUGCCGGAUUACGAUAAAUUAGUGUUUUUGUAAAUCUGCUGAGAAUUAAAAACAGAAAAAUAGUUUAGCUAUAAGCUGCAUGCACGUUUUCAGCUUAUAGCUAAACUUUUUUGGCAUGCACGUUUUCUUAACCAUUGUUGGUUUCGACUUCGAACCACAAAACUUAUACUUUUCUGAUACGAUCCUUAAGUUUUCUUGGCGAAAACCAUAUGUAUACAUUUGUGCAAAAUGUAAUUGACACCUUCGGGCAUCGCAGAGGGUUAAAUCCUGCUCAAUAAGAUCACGUGUUAUUAAGAUUCACUGCUUGAAAGCAUUUGUUUCCAUAUGAAUCACAAAAAUAAGGCAACAUGUUUCCGACUCAAUGAAAAAAUAACUGGAAACAGAAAAGUAAGCUAAAGGACGAAAAGCCUGAAUUGAAGCCUCUUAGCAGAGGCAAACUAAAAACGUUUUAAAGCCUUCAUCAAAUUUGAAAUACAAAAACAACAUCGGAAUAAUUAGGGCCUUAAAUUCUAGCCAAAGCUUGGUUUGAAACACUGUCUUGUUUAUAAGAUUAGCCUGCGCUCUACACCUUCGUUACAGCAUUGUAACUGAACACCAACUACACCAUUAAUUUUGUAAAAAUUAUAUAGACGAAAAAUGGA